Octopus bimaculoides (California two-spot octopus) is the source of this 1980-nucleotide messenger RNA. Its product is annotated as cadherin-87A. The record is from RefSeq and is a predicted model, not a curated record. Gene Ontology annotation, molecular function: calcium ion binding. Gene Ontology annotation, biological process: homophilic cell-cell adhesion. Gene Ontology annotation, cellular component: plasma membrane; cell-cell junction. Lineage: Eukaryota; Metazoa; Mollusca; Cephalopoda; Octopoda; Octopodidae.
AUGGAGGAUUAUGUUUUUAAGUCCAAAAUAAAAUUCACGUCGAGCAUUUCAAAAACUAGUGUCGAAUUUCUGGACACAAAAGUCAAGUUUUCGGAAGGCCAAAUAGUCACAGAAUUAUUUUGCAAACCCAUGUCAUUCCAUAUUUAUCUCUACCGCCUCUCUGAUCCUUCACAUCAUACAAUCAGAUCAAAUCCGAAGUCCCAGUUUUUGAGGAUAGGACGUAUUUGUACAGACAUUGAGGAUUAUUGGAAACAUGCAAAUACUUUCGUGCACCAUUAUGUAAAGCGCAGUUAUAGUGAAUCAAGAUUAAAGGAAAUCGCGACUGACAUAGCUGAAAUUAGUAGUGAUAAUCAAACUUUCAUGCCUAAUUUUAGCACCUUUAGACGUAAAAGAAAUAUUAGAGAAAUAUUGACCAGUGCCACAGAUAAAAACUCCAUUGGAGUUUCUGAACACUGCACCCACAAAAACACCCAUAAGAGAGGAUUUUUGACAAUUACAGUCAAGGAUAUAAAUGAUUGUUACCCAGUUUUUAGAGAAAAUUUUACAUUACUAAAUUUGGUUGAAAACUAUCCUGUCGGAAGUAUUAUUGCAACACUUACAGCCACUGAUGAAGAUAAAAAUGACUUUGUAACAUAUGAAGUUCUUGACAAUUCUAAAAAGUUUGGCAUUGACAAUAAAACUGGUGAAAUUUAUUUAAUAUCAGAGCUGGAUCGUGAAGAAAAUCCAAACAUCACAUUUAAUGUUGUGGCCAGUGAUUCUUUGUUACCAACAUUAUCUUCCACAGCAACAGUUUUUGUUGUUGUUGAAGAUUUUAAUGAUAAUGCCCCAGAAUUUCAGAACCUUGUAUCUAUAUUACCUGUAUCAGAAGACACUCCUGUAAAUACCACAAUUACUACAAUAACAACUACCGAUAAAGAUAUAGGAAUACAUGCGAAUGUUAGUUAUACUCUGACAGUUUCUGGUGGAAGUUCUCCUUUUAAAAUUGAUAAAAUAACUGUGAGUGUUAAAUAUCUUCUUGUAUUAAAUUAUGAUACUAAAUCUGCAAGCUAUUUUGUUAUAAAGAAUGAUUCUAAUGCUGCUUUAAUUGAGACCAAGAAAGGAGUUGAUUAUGAAACAACAAAAUUCUUAAAACUGGUGGUAGUUGUCCACAAUUGUGUUCAGAUCAAAUAUAAUGCAACAUGUUCUAAAUCUUCCUCUACUGAUAUACUCAACAAAAUAAACAUUCAUAUUUUAUCUGAAUCUGAUGAGGUCAAAAUUGUGUUUGCAAAGCCAAUUGAGAAGGUUAGGAGUCAAAGCCAUGAAUUUAUAAAAUUUCUUCAAUCAAUCGUGGGAGAUGAAUAUGAAAUUGUUCCUGGCAGACUUGAUGUCUCCAAAAAUGAUCAAGGUCAACUCGAUCCUCUCAGGACAAGUUUGGUUUUAUAUGCAGUUAAUAAUGCAACUAAAAAGGAAUCUGAACCAUUUGUAACUGUUGACAACAAGGAGAAGAAUUUCAUAGUUUUUAUUACGGUCAUUGUGGUGUUGGUUUUCAUAUUGACCAUUACGAUGAUUCUAUUUUAUGCAAGUAAUCGCAGAUAUACCAGGAAAUUAAGAGCAGCUAAAACCACUACAAAUCCAUCAGAUGAAAUAGCUGAAGAUGCAUUCCCUGGAACCAAUUUGUUUUCAGAUGGACAGAUUAAUCCAUUAUACAACAAUUUCGAUGAAAAUGACAUGGGUAGUCCCUUACCAGACAAAGAGAGUUUGUAUUCAGACACUAACAAUGAAUUUGAUGGUAUGUAUCAUAAAAAUAUCAAUGCUGUACCAAACAAUCUUUACAACUUUGAUGGUGACACAGCAUUUCCAAUGCCAGCAGACAACUCCAAAUUAGAUCUGGACAGUGUUAUCAAAGAACGUGAUGCAGAAAUGAACAAGAUAAACAAUAAUUCUACAGUUCUUUACGGUAAUUCAGAAGAUGAGCCAGAGGUUGAAGCUACUGAAGUAUAA